Molecule: messenger RNA, 736 nt
Organism: Cololabis saira (Pacific saury)
Lineage: Eukaryota; Metazoa; Chordata; Actinopteri; Beloniformes; Belonidae
Gene: gtf2a2
Product: general transcription factor IIA, 2
Exons: 4
Coding region: 92-421 (109 amino acids)
Biological process (GO): RNA polymerase II preinitiation complex assembly; transcription initiation at RNA polymerase II promoter
Cellular component (GO): transcription factor TFIIA complex
Molecular function (GO): RNA polymerase II general transcription initiation factor activity; TBP-class protein binding
Source: RefSeq, a predicted model, not a curated record
CUUGCCGGAUGUAGACGAAGGCAGUCAGCUCCAUCGCAGUAGCUAGCUCGGUGCGUGUUCGUGUGCUUCUCUUUCUGUGAGUGAUCUGACCAUGGCGUACCAGCUGUACCGGAACACCACCCUGGGAAACAGCCUGCAGGAGAGUCUGGACGAGCUCAUCCAGACCCAGCAGAUCACCCCCCAGCUGGCCCUGCAGGUCCUGCUCCAGUUCGACAAAGCCAUCAACACAGCCCUGGCCAACCGGGUCCGGAACCGGGUCAACUUCAGGGGCUCCCUGAACACGUACCGGUUCUGUGACAACGUGUGGACGUUUGUUCUGAACGACGUGGAGUUCCGGGAGGUCACGGACCUGGUGAAGGUGGACAAGGUCAAGAUCGUGGCCUGCGACGGGAAGAAUUCCGGCUCCAACGCUGCAGAGUGACGGCGGAUCCUCGUCUUCCUCCGUCAGAUGGACCCGGACGGACCAAGACUGUACAUAUAAUUUAUUACAGCAGUUACCAGUGUGUGUGUGUGUGUGUGAGAGAGUGUGUGUGUGUGUGUGUGUGUGUGUGUGUGUGAGAGAGUGUGUGUGUGUGUGUGAGAGAGAGAGAGAGAGAGAGAGAGAGAGAGAGGGAGUGUGUGUGUGAGGUCACCAACAGGAAUUUCUUUUUGUUUUUUUUUAAUAAUGAAGGUUUUGUGUUCAGUGUGUUGUCAAAAUGCUGAAUCAUCUUUAAUAAAACUUUAUUUAAAACACAGA